GUCCACGAGCCGAAGCAAAAUGCAGAGAUGUGCGACUUCUGGACAAAACCCAGAUGUUCUUAUUAUUUUUUUAUUCUUUCUCACAGAUUUGUGCAAAUGUAAAAUGUUGUUGGAUGAAUAAUAACUGACUGUACUGAGCUCGGUUCUGUCCAUUUUUGUGCCUUCUGCGGGUUCACAGCCUUUGAGCCGCACUGACCUGGAAGACAAACAUGUUGUGAAGUUUGAACUUUGAGCCAAGCGGAACAAAGACGCGCAGCUUCCUGCAGCCAGCGAACCGAACCGACCGCUCUGAGCUGCUCAGCAGAAUCAGCACCAACAACAACCGGACCGCGUGAAGCAGCCGAGGAGUCCGGGGGCGCUUUGGACCGCUUGUGUUUCAGAUCCAGUGGGGAUUAAGUUCGAUCGUGGACCCGAGUCACGUGACCGCUGCUCUCAUCUUGUGACCCAUCUGCGCCUCAAACCCGAGCCGCGGCUUCGCCUACAGCUGAUCUCUGCCGCGUGGAACCGGACAUGGAGAUCUCGUUCGCCGGAAAACGAGCUCUGGUCACGGGAGCGGGGAAAGGGAUUGGCAGGGCCACGGCUUUGGCUCUGGCGCGCUGUGGAGCAAAGGUGGUGGCGGUCACACGCACACAGGCCGACCUGGACAGUCUUAUGGAGGAGUGUUCGUCCAUCACUCCCGUGUGUGUGGAUCUAGCCGACUGGGACGCCACGGAGGCCGCGCUGCAGGACAUCGGCCCCAUCGAUCUGCUGGUGAACAACGCCGCCCGCAUCAGUCUGCAGCCAUUUCUGGAGGUUACGCCUGACCAGUUUGACCAGUUAUUCAGUGUGAAUGUGAAGGCUGCACUGCACGUGUCUCAGAUUGUGGCUCGUGGCAUGAAGGCCAGAGGAGCAGGAGGCUCCAUCGUCCACGUGUCCAGCCAGUCUGCACAGUGUGCCCUCAAAGACCACGCUGUUUACUGUGCCACCAAAGGAGCGCUGGACAUGCUGAUGAAAGUCAUGGCUUUGGAGCUCGGACCCCACAAGAUCCGCGUGAACAGCGUGAACCCCACAGUGGUGAUGACUGACAUGGGUCGUUUGGCCUGGAGCGACCCCAAAAAAGCAGAGCCCCUGAUGUCACGUAUCCCCCUUGGCCACUUCGCAGAGGUGGAGGACGUGGUCAACAGUAUUUUAUUCCUGCUGAGUGAUAAGAGCAGCAUGACUAAUGGAGUCACUUUGCCAGUGGACGGAGGAUUUCUGGCCUGUUGAAGAACAUCCACCUUCAUCACAGCCACGUUUUUUCACCAAAUAAACUUACUGCACACGC
Molecule: messenger RNA, 1303 nt
Organism: Betta splendens (Siamese fighting fish)
Lineage: Eukaryota; Metazoa; Chordata; Actinopteri; Anabantiformes; Osphronemidae
Product: dicarbonyl/L-xylulose reductase
Exons: 8
Coding region: 511-1245 (244 amino acids)
Biological process (GO): glucose metabolic process; xylulose metabolic process
Molecular function (GO): L-xylulose reductase (NADPH) activity; carbonyl reductase (NADPH) activity
Source: RefSeq, a predicted model, not a curated record